Penicillium macrosclerotiorum is the source of this 321-nucleotide messenger RNA. RefSeq lists its product as uncharacterized. The transcript has a single exon. Lineage: Eukaryota; Fungi; Ascomycota; Eurotiomycetes; Eurotiales; Aspergillaceae. The coding region runs from base 1 to 321 and encodes 106 amino acids. The record is from RefSeq and is a predicted model, not a curated record.
AUGCCCGCCGCCAAGUCCGGACUGACCGUUCACCAGGUCAAGGAAAACCUGAGAGAGGAUUUCAAGCCCAAGAUUGACAGGGUUAAGGCAAAGUAUGACACUGCGAGGCAAGCACAUCUAGACGCUCAAACUAAUCAUACACCCAUUUCACUCAAUUACAAGAGGCUCAAGGCGGAGUAUGAGGAAGCCGAAAAGGAGUACAAAAGGUCGAAGAAGGCUGUUGAGGCGGCGAAAACUGCAGAGACUGAGGCAGAUGCCAGUGUGAAGAGAGUGAAGAAAGAACUUCAGGACAAACUGGCCCUUAUCGAUAAGAGGUUGUAG